Molecule: messenger RNA, 3162 nt
Organism: Trichoderma harzianum CBS 226.95
Lineage: Eukaryota; Fungi; Ascomycota; Sordariomycetes; Hypocreales; Hypocreaceae
Exons: 2
Coding region: 1-3162 (1053 amino acids)
Source: RefSeq, a predicted model, not a curated record
AUGGGUUCAGUCGUUGAAACUCAAGAGACACGCUCGCUCAUCAAUAUCAUCGACGAUGAUGCUGCAAAAGAGCCAAAUCGUCCGUUCAUUUUCAUCCCACGAUCUAAUCAACCUCAAGAUGGCUGGGAGCCAGUCACCUAUGGACAGAUGGCUAAUGCUGUCAACCAUGUCGCCCACACCAUCAAAGAGAUGGCCGCCAACGAUAUACAGGAAGACAACUUCCCAACCAUUGCCUACAUUGGACCAAAUGAUGUACGAUACAUUAUCAUCAUGCUUGCCUGUAUAAAGGCCAAGUGCAAAGCGUUUUUCACUUCGCCUCGAAACACCAUCGAGGGUCAGCUGUCCCUUUUGGAAGCUACCGAUUGUCACUAUUUCCUCUACGGAGAAGGCUAUCAACCAGUGAUUAAGAAGAUACUUGCACAGAGACAGAUGCACGCUUCUCAAGUGCCGAGUGCCAAGGACUGGAUCACCGCCAAGGCAGACUACUUUCCUUAUCAACACACGGCAUACGAGUCCCGAUGGCAUCCUUGGAUCGCUAUGCAUACAAGCGGUUCAACUGGAAUGCCAAAGCCCAUUGUGCUAAAUCAGGCCAAUAUUCAACUCUGCGGUGCCCUCCGGCACUUUCGUGACGAACGAAAUAACCCUUCUCUAUACGAAGGAUGGGCUUCUCAAGCGUCACGAUUGUUCAACCCAAUGCCUCUAUUUCAUGGUGUUGGAAUUGCUGCCUCUUUAAUGUUUACUGUCUACUACGGCUUGCCUUGCGCAUUAGCUAUUCCUGAGAGGCCAUUGAGCGAAGAUUUGGUCAAAGAAUGUCUGGCCAACUCUGGUGUUGACGCGGCUCUAUUGCCGCCAUCCGUUAUUGACGGCAUGUCACAGACAGAAGACGGUCUCAAAGCGAUAACAAACCUUAAUUUUAUCAGUUAUAGUGGAGGCAACCUUUCAGGUGCCGUGGGGGACAAACUCGUGGCCAAUGGUGCAUUCAUCAUCAACAUGCUAGGAUCCAGCGAGGCUUUCCCCAUGGCCCUGCAAUUUCAGUCAGAUCCCAACCUUUGGCAAUAUUUCAUCUUUAACGCCGACGUUAUGGGGGCAAAAUUGACCCCUACUAUGUGGGAUGGGAUUUAUGGGCUCACGAUUCAACGCAAAGAUCCCUUGGACCCAGGCCUACAGCCUACAUUCUAUAACUUUCCAGACAAACAAGAGUUCGUCACAGGUGACCUAUUCCAGGCUCACGAAACCCUGCCUGAUCACUACAAGUAUUACGGACGAAACGACAACGUCAUUGUCUUCUCCAAUGGAGAGAAGCUCAAUCCUGUGACAAUUGAAGACAUUGUCGUCAGUCAUCCUGCUAUCAAGAAUGUCCUUGUGGUUGGCCAGGAAAGAUUCCAGCCGGCAAUGAUCCUUGAACCUAAAGGUCUGCUGAAAGAUGAUGCCGAAGCGGAGGCCCUGAUUGAUGAUGUUUGGCCCCUUAUUGAGGAAGCAAACCAACACACCGUGGCACAUGGUCAGAUUGUACGAGAACUAGUCGCAGUCUCUGACCCCAAAAUGCCAUUCUUCAUCGCCGGCAAAGGCACUGUGCAAAGGGUUCAAACAGUCAACUUGUACAAAGAGUACAUCGACGGUAUUUAUGACCGCGCUGAAGCCACUCUGAGCAACGCUACCCUCGAUAUCACCAGUCGAGAAGGAUUAGCGUCCUCGAUCCAUGAACUGCUGAGAGACAAGCUCGGAAUUGAGCAGCUUGAGCGGGAUGCCGACUUUUUCGGUAUCGGUAUUGAUUCACUGCAGGUCAUGACUAUCAGCAAGUUGUUAAGAGGCGGCUUGAAGAGGUUUGGAGUCGAAUUUGAUGAGGGUAUAAUCGCCACUCGUGUCAUAUACUCUAACCCUUCGGUCGAUCGCCUUGCAGAAUUUCUCUUCCGAUCCAUAUCUCCUUCUGAUGAACAGGAGAUUUCCGAAAGUUAUCAUGCGCAACAGAUCAAAGACAUGCAGGACAUGGUUGCAAAGUAUACCCAAGACUUGCCAGACCGUAACGCGUCUCAGGUAAACCCCAACGAUGACGAUCAAACAGUAAUUGUAACUGGAUCAACCGGAUCUUUAGGCUCAUACAUAUUGGACCAACUCAUCUCGUCGCCUCGCGUCAGCAAAGUAUACGCACUCAACCGUGGCGGUGAUGGAGGCUUUUCUCGACAAUGUGUCGUGAGCGCAAGCCGCAGCCUUUCACUUGACUUUUCCAAGGUUGAAUUCCUUGGUGUGGAUGUCUCCAAGCCAAAAUUUGGACUCGACGCUGCAAAAUACGCAGAAUUGCUCUCUUCGACUGAUAGAAUUAUUCACAACGCUUGGCCAGUCAACUUCAACAUGAGCAUUGCUUCAUUUGAGCCUUACAUUCGCGGAGUUCGCCACUUUGUUGACUUUGCUGGCGCAGCAUCCAAGAAAGUUGCUUUGGUGUUUGUAUCAAGCAUCGGUACUGCGAUCAACUGGACGGCCAGUCAGCCUGUGCCUGAGCGACGUCUUGAAGACCCGACUUUGGCGGAUCUGGGUUACGGAAUAUCCAAGCUGGCUAGUGGCUGGAUCUUGGAUGCAGCAGUGGAAAAAUCUGGCUUGGCCGCUGCAUCUGUGAGAGUUGGUCAAAUUGCAGGGCCAAAGGAAGGAAAUGGUAUUUGGAACCCACAGGAGUUUGUGCCCAGCUUGAUUGCUAGUUCGCUAUACCUCGGUGUCCUUCCACAGAGACUCGGCAUAUACCAGAAUGUCGACUGGGUUGCAACUGAGGAUGUCGCUGGCAUUCUUAUUGAUCUUGCUGGAAUAUCGAAAUCUGUCCCCAUCUCCGAGAUUAGCGGCUACUUUCAUGCCCAGAAUCCUACAAAGGUGCAAUGGUCCGAAAUGGUUGAAGUCUUGCGAGACUUUUAUGGAGAUCGAAUCAAGGAAGUCGUCAGCCUCGAUAAAUGGGUAUCACUGCUCGAAGCAUCAGCCGCAGAAGGGGGAAAUGUCGACAAGAAUCCAGGAGUCAAACUCAUCGACACAUAUCGGGGUUUGAGCGAAGUGGACAAGAACGGUGUGGCUCCGCUCAGCUUUGCCAUGACGCGUACAGCCUCCAAGAGCAAAACGGCUGCUGCCUUGCAACCUAUCACGCCGGAGCUAAUGCGAAAAUGGUGCGAAGGUUGGAACUUUUGA